This is a messenger RNA of Nerophis lumbriciformis (worm pipefish), 1197 nucleotides long. The record is from RefSeq and is a predicted model, not a curated record. Lineage: Eukaryota; Metazoa; Chordata; Actinopteri; Syngnathiformes; Syngnathidae.
AUGCCCGGUCUUUUGUCCAGUCCUGGGAGUCUGACAGUCAUCUGGUUUUUAUCUUGGCAGCUGUGUUUCAGUGGUGCUCAGAUUUGGACUAAUGAAGUUUCGAAUGUACAGUACGGACACCUGGACUCUAAUGUGACACUGGCAUGUGGAAAGUCACAAAUUAAGAGGAUACCGGUGGUGUGGCAUCUCAAUGGCAGCCGGGCGUUACCAUGGCACGGAGUAACAUCAGAUGGCUCGUUAGUCCUGCUGCACGUCAACCUUUCAGCCCAGGGCAACUACAGCUGCUAUGACAACCAGGGGCUCCUCCUUCACUCUAUCAAACUAAGACUGGGCUUUCCCCCUGGGCGGCUUAAUAUUUCAUGUCAAGUUCCUAAUCACAGUCAUGUUCGUUGCUCUUGGAACGAAACAGUGAAGAGCUUCCUUCCAGUCAAGUACAACGCCUCCUUCAGGGGGGUUGGCCACAAAUGGCAGACUUGUGUUGUGAAUGCAUCCCACAACUACUGUGAUGUAGAGGACCCACCUUUCUGGGACAGGAUACACACACUUAAUAUCACAGCGUCCAACGCACUUGGGUCCAAAACAACGGAUGCCCGCUUUAAAUUGGAAGCGCUCUUGAAACCUGACCCCCCAGAGUCAGUGAUUGUAAAUGAAGUGGAGGGCUAUCCUGAGCGCUUGAACGUCUCAUGGAAUUUUCCCUCCUCGUGGCCAGUACGUCUUGGUUUCUCGCUAAUUUUUCAAAUAAGAUACAAGCCAUUUGAAUCUCAAAUCUGGUCAGAGUUUAACUCUGAAGAGAGUCCAGCUAUGAUUUGGGACGCUUUGGCUGGUCACCUUCACCAGGUUCAAGUCAGAGCGAGGGACGAGGUGAACAGUGAGACCCAGUGGAGUGACUGGAGUCCUUUGCUUUAUGGCCGGCCUUGGGAAGACACUGCCACAUCUAAACCUCCAGAGGAUAAUUUUCCAGACUAUAUUUUUCACUUCCAAACAAAGCCAGAAACAUCAACUUCUAGAUCACAUAAGCCAGUUCCACCGGAUGACGGUAAUUUGGGUUUGGUGAUUCUGCUGGUUUUGUUUGCCGUAGUUAUCAUAGCCACUGUCCUCUCACUCAUCUUUGUGGUGUGGGUGAAGCAAAGGCGGCGUGAACAUGUGACCAAACAGGAGCUCACGUCCAUGGUCAAGAUGAAGUCCAUGCCAGUUUGA